CUUAAAAUUGUGGUUAUUUUACAAAAUGCUGCUGGGUCAAGCACGUAAACAUCUACACCCUGCCUAAUUGCAUCAGUGCCUAACACGAAUAUUUGCAUUAAAAACUAUAAUUUUAAUUUGCCAAAAGUUAAACUUUAGACUACACAGAAGAAGAUCAAAUAAAAAGAAGAAGACUAUAAAAGCAUUUUAUAAAGUGAUAAUACUGGAGAUCAUGUUGAAGCCGUCAACAAUGCAACUAGCGAGUAUUUUGAACCAUCUUUCAUGGCAUCUCAAGAAAACAAAAAGAACAUAAAACAAUCGUGCAUGGGGGGGGGGGGGGCACUAUACGUGGCAAUCGUUCUUCAAUUUGCGCAGGCAUCUUGGAAGGCUGCUGUUUUAUAAGUUAAGUUGACAUUCACAUAUAUAUAUAUAUAUAUACAUAUCUAUCUAUACAUACAUACAUUAUGAUUUCCAAAAGUGGGGAUUUUAUUAUGAAGGGUAAAAGCCACACGACUUAAUUGAAUUGACCCAUAUCUUUGUUAGUGCUUAACACGAAUAAUAAAAAAAAGUAGUUGUCUUUAUUCUCCAAAUCACUGAAUUGUUUGUUAAACGUGGAAUUCUUCAAGCACUUAAAUUGGUAGAGAAUAUGAAUCUAUACUCCUCACUACUACUAGUGGUCAGUGUUGUUUGCCCAGAAAAACACAAGGAACAAAUGCCUAUCUUCCUCGCUACAACUUAUAAACUUUUCUAUCUCAUCUCCAUAUUUAUAUUGUACUUGUACCUAUCUUCUACCAACAGCAAGUUUUCCCAUCAACUUUCUUCACUUUGGAUUAAAUUCACCAACAGAAACCAGUGGCGGAAAAAGAAAGCAACUUUCUUGCCUCUAUGUUUGGAGUAGAACCAGUAUUGUAUGUUAGUGAAAGAAAAGGCCACAUAGGAAGAUGAGAACUCCUUAUACUUACCUUCAUUUCAUUGUUCUUCUGUUCCAAUUGUUGUUCGUCUGCUUCAGCUACACCGACCUUGAUGUUCUCUUUAAGCUCAAAACUUCCAUGAUUGCCCCAAAAGGUUCCGGACUUGAGGAUUGGGACAACUCAUCGUCUUCUCCAUUUUCUCAUUGCUCCUUCUCUGGUGUGUCAUGUGAUCAAGAUUCACGCGUUGCCUCUCUAAACGUGUCGUUUGUUCCUCUCUAUGGCACUGUUCCUCCAGAGAUUGGGCUCUUGAACAAGCUUGUGAAUCUCACAUUGUCCUCCAAUAAUCUCACUGGGAGGUUGCCAUUAGAGAUAGGGAACCUUACUUUACUGAAGAUAUUCAACAUCUCUAACAACUUAUUCAGCGGUCUUUUUCCUGGAGAAAUCACACUGGGCAUGCCAGAGCUUGAGAUACUCGACGUCUAUAACAACAAUUUCUCAGGUUCAUUACCUACCCAGAUUGCUAACCUCAAGAAACUCAAGCAUUUGUCCUUUGGAGGUAACUAUUUCAUUGGACAGAUACCAGAAAGUUAUUCAGAGAUUCAAAACUUGGAGUAUUUAGGCUUAAAUGCCAACAAUCUAACUGAUAAGAGCCCAGCAUUUUUGGCUCGCUUAAAGAAACUCAAAGCAUUGUUUAUUGGCUACUCCAAUCUUUAUAAUGGCGGUGUUCCACGGGAGUUUGGAGACUUGAGUGAGCUCCAAAUUCUUGAUAUGUCUAGUUGUAAUAUCACCGGAGAGAUUCCUACCAGUUUGAGUAAUUUGAAACACUUGCACUCUCUCUUCCUUCAGAUGAACAAUCUCACCGGCCGUAUACCGCCUGAACUUUCCGGCUUGAUUAGCUUGAAAUCUCUGGAUCUCUCCUUCAAUCAUUUAACGGGGGAGAUCCCCCAGAGCUUCUCUACUCUCAAAAACAUUACCUUACUCAACAUGUUUAAAAACAAUCUCUAUGGUCCCAUCCCAUCUUUUGUGGGUGAUUACCCGAAUCUUGAGGUCCUUCAUCUGUGGGGUAACAACUUCACACUCGAGUUGCCGGAGAAUCUCGGUCGGAACGGGAAAUUGUUUAUGCUUGAUGUAAGUUAUAAUCACUUGACAGGACUGAUUCCUCGAGAUUUAUGCAAGGGAGGGAGGUUGAAGACGUUGAUUCUCAUGGAUAAUUUUUUCUUCGGUGCCAUCCCUGAAGAAAUUGGUGAAUGCAAGUCGUUAACCAAAAUUAUGGUGAUGGGGAAUCAACUCAACGGGAUCAUUCCUCCAGGGAUUUUCAACUUGCCAAUGUUGACCCAAGUUGAGGUUGACAACAAUUAUUUAUCUGGUGAACUACCUACAGUGAUGUCAAGCAAAAAUCUGAGUCUAUUAAGAAUGGCUAACAAUUGGAUAACAGGUAAAAUACCCCCAGCUCUCGGUAGCUUGCUCAGCUUAGAGACUAUCUCGCUUGAAAUGAACCGAUUCUACGGUGAAAUUCCCCAGGCACUCUUCAACUUGAAGCAGCUUUCUAAACUAAAUAUCAGUAGAAACAACAUUAGUGGUGAAAUUCCUUCUUCGUUCUCUCGCUGCAUGUCGUUAACAUCAGUUGAUUUUAGUCGAAACAACCUUACUGGGGAAAUACCGAAAGGAAUCGCAAAACUGAUGGACUUAAGCAUCUUCAAUUUAUCAAGAAACCAGAUGACUGGCCAAAUCCCAGAAGAGAUUCGAAACAUGACAAGUUUAACGAUUCUUGAUCUCUCCAAUAAUGAUUUAUUUGGUGAAGUUCCAACUGGAGGUCAGUUUGUGGUUUUCGACGAGAGAGCCUUCAGUGGAAACCCCAACCUCUGUCUACCCCACCACCUUCCUUGCCGGUCUCUGACCAACACCGGACGAGCAAAUGGGCACAACCACACGACAUUAUCUAGUUCCUCAAAGCUUACGAUUACAAUCAUAACACUUGUCACCGCCUUGAUGCUCAUUAUGUUCAGCGUUUAUAGGCUGAGAAAGCUGAGGCGCAAAAAUUCCCGGGUUUGGAAACUAACAGCAUUCCAACGAUUAGAUUUCAAGGUAGACGACGUGCUAGAGUGCGUAAAAGAAGAGAACAUCAUAGGGAAAGGUGGGGCGGGAAUCGUGUACCGUGGAUCCAUGCAAGAUGGAGUUGACGUUGCAAUCAAGCGGUUGGUAGGACGAGGCCAUGGGAGAAGCGAUCAUGGGUUCUCAGCCGAGAUUCAGACGUUGGGUCGAAUCAGACACCGAAAUAUAGUGAGACUCUUAGGGUUCGUGUCUAACAAAGACACGAACUUACUGCUAUACGAGUACAUGCCAAAUGGGAGCUUAGGGGAGCUGUUGCAUGGAUCAAAAGGAGGGCACUUGCAAUGGGAGACCAGGUACAGGAUCGCAUUAGAGGCUGCUAAGGGGUUGUGUUAUCUUCACCACGACUGCUCUCCCUUGAUUAUACAUAGAGAUGUUAAGUCUAAUAAUAUACUCCUGGAUUCCGACUUUGAAGCUCAUGUAGCUGAUUUUGGGCUGGCUAAGUUCUUACAAGAUGCCGGGGCAUCCGAGUGCAUGUCUUCCAUAGCCGGAUCCUACGGUUAUAUCGCCCCAGAGUACGCGUACACGUUGAAAAUAGAUGAGAAAAGUGAUGUUUAUAGCUUCGGUGUUGUUCUACUGGAGCUAAUAACAGGGAGGAAGCCAGUGGGGGAGUUCGGAGAUGGUGUAGAUAUUGUGAGAUGGGUUAGAAAAACAACAUCAGAAGUGUCUCCGCCGUCUGAUGCAGCUUCUGCUCUUGCCAUCAUAGACUCGAGGCUCACUGGAUAUCCACUGUCUGGUGUGAUUCUUCUGUUCAAGAUAGCCAUGAUGUGCGUUGAGGAUGAGAGCUCUACUAGACCCACCAUGAGAGAAGUUGUUCACAUGCUCACCAACCCCCCUCACUCUGCUCCAACUCGCCUUCUUCUAUCCAAUGGUUAGCCCCAUCUCUAUAGUUUAAAUCUGUAAUUAUUUUAGUGGGAGUUGGAAAAUGCCGCAAUUAAAAUUGUGUGGUUUGUGGUUGGUGUAAUGGAAAUCAACCGUACUAUGUUUAAUUCGUGAGUUGACGAGACCAAAAUUAGCAUACAUGUAAGUACUGUAUAAUUAACGCAAGUCUUGAGUAAUACAGAUUACGACCAUGAGCAUGUUUUGAAUGCA
Messenger RNA from Carica papaya (papaya), 4091 nucleotides. It is a transcript of the gene CLV1, whose product is annotated as Leucine-rich receptor-like protein kinase family protein. Gene Ontology annotation, biological process: protein phosphorylation. The record is from RefSeq and is a predicted model, not a curated record. NCBI's taxonomy places the organism in Eukaryota, Viridiplantae, Streptophyta, Magnoliopsida, Brassicales, Caricaceae. Gene Ontology annotation, molecular function: receptor serine/threonine kinase binding; ATP binding; protein kinase activity.